Caretta caretta (loggerhead turtle) is the source of this 2459-nucleotide messenger RNA. Lineage: Eukaryota; Metazoa; Chordata; Testudines; Cheloniidae. The record is from RefSeq and is a predicted model, not a curated record.
UUACGAAACUGGGUGUAUCUGUAUUUCCCUCCCCUCAGCUUUCCCUGUCCCAUUCAGGAUUCUGUCCCAGGUGCAGCUGGAGGGCCGUGGGUCAUGAGAGGUCUAAUCUGCCUGCUGGCCAUUCGGAGGCUGCUGGAGCUGCCCAUGCUGGAAGCUUGUGAGCAGCCAAUGGAAUCUCCCCGCAUUGUGGGGGGUAAUGAUGCCAAGAAUGGGUCCUGGCCCUGGCAGGUCAGCAUCCGUGAAGGCAGCAACCAUGUCUGUGGAGGGUCCCUCAUUGCUUCAAUGGGUGAGGACACGUCUGCCUAUCAUGUGAACCUAGGGGAAUAUCAGCUCCUGAACCCCUCUGAAAGUCUGGUAUCUUUUCCCAUCAAGAAGAUUUACCGCCAUCCCAACUACACUGAUAUCAGGUCCAGCAGUGACAUUGCACUUGUGGAGCUGGAAACCCCUGUGAACUUCAACAGAGUUAUCCGCCCCAUCUGCCUUCCGGCCUCCUCUGUGGAGUUCCCCAUGGGCAUGGAGUGCUGGGUGACCGGCUGGGGUGACACUAAGUACGGAGGGAGCCUGACAGCCCCCAAAACGCUGCAAGCGGUGCAGGUGCCCCUGAUAGACAGAGACGCCUGCAACAGCCUCUUCAAAAUCGGCUCAUACGCGGACGACCCUCAGGAGAUCGAUCCCAUCAAGCAGGAUAUGAUCUGCGCAGGGUAUCCGCAAGGGGAGAAAGAUUCGUGUCAGGGCGACUCCGGGGGACCCUUGGUCUGCGAAUGUGACAGCACGUGGCUCUUGGCCGGGGUGGUGAGCUGGGGCAUGGAAUGUGGGAACCCCAAUUGCCCGGGGGUCUACAGCCUGCUGCCCCCCUAUGCCAAAUGGAUCCAGGGACACGUUACCACCCUACCCUUCACCAUCUGUAGCAUGUCAGUCAUGCAGUGCAACAGCACCAGAGCUAGCCCAUUGGGGCUCCUAAGGAAUAUUUUGGGGGCCUCCCCCACCCACACAACAUUAAAACAGGCAAAGCAGAUAAGGGGCCUGCUUGGGCUGCUCGGGGCCCUAAGUCAUUGCCUGGCACCGGCUCUGCCUGCCGUGCUUCUCCUCGCUGCAGCUGUCCCCAUGAUCCUGUGAGAUGCACCCCCCAUGCCCCAGCGCAUCCCUCCAGGCCCCCAGGAAAGCCCCCUCCAGAUGGGGGUUCAGCUCAUCUCUGCCUCAGAUGGGUGCAUGGCCCUGAUCCCAACUGGGCCCGUGCAAAUGCUGCUAAUGCUAACGAGGGUGCAAAGGGUCCUGAUUUCCUCCAGCAGGGGGCAGCAGGGACACACACACACACACACACACACACACACACACAGAAGCAAUCAAGCCGUAGCCUCCCUCUCCCACCUGCUUCAAUGCCAGACUGUGUCCUUAUAUCCUUCUAUUCUCCGCCCCCACCUCUUUAUCCCUCUCUUCGGCUCUUUGCCAGCCACCCCACAGGCUCCUUCGAGGCCUCUUUACCCUCCUCUUCUGGAUGCCAAAAUAUCUCUCUGCUUUCAGGAAGGGACUGUUAUUUCCUUUUCCUCCACUCUCUGUAAUUAUCUUUCCUGGCCUGUUUCCCCUGCAGCUCCACUUCUCUGGCCUGCUUUUCCCUUUCCAGCUUCCCUGCCUCAGUUUCCCCACCGCACACCCAGACACCGGCACUGCAUUGGCUUGUAGGGGGCCUCCAUCCUCCUAGCCUCACUACCUCAUGUGCUGCUGCAUCAGCUGCUGCCCCAUUGCCUCAUCAAAACUCUGAUGCAAUAGGCUUGUGCCUGGGAGAAUGUGGGGUGGGGGCAGCAUGCACAGACCCUGGGCAAGCCCACGGAGAUAGGGGGACAAGGUGACUUAGCCCUGCAGCACCCCCAUCUGGCUGUGCUGAGAAUUGCAGACCGUGACCAACCCAAGCCCCAAGAUAAUUUAAGUUCCCCUCCACCCCUUAGGGAUCGGGGAGGAUUUGAACCCAUGGCAGGGCACAGCCACAAGGGAUCACUGCAGUCCUCCAGUCUAGCCUCAUGCAUGGCACAGCCCAGAUGGCCCAACCCCGGCCUCCCUUCAGCCCAUAUGUGAUGGCUGAGCUAGCCAUCUUAGAAAGGGUGUCAUAAAUAUAGAGAGAAGGGUAGCGUAAAAUCCCUCCUUGGCAGCUGGACUGAAUCGCCUUACCUGUAAGGGGUUAAGUAGGUCUAAUAACCUAGUUAGCUCCUGACCAGAAGGACCAAUGAGGAAAGAAGAUACUUUCACAUCUGUGGGGGGAGGAUUUGUUUGUAGCUCUCUCUUUGUUGUUCCCUCUAUGGACGGAGAGAGAGGCCAAACAGGCACAACAUCUCCUGAAAAUAUACCUGCAAUAAUCCAUCUAAAAUCACAGAAAUUGUAAGUAAGGCAAGGAAAUGCGUUAGGUUAUCCUCUGUGUUUUAAAUCUUUUCAUUGACCCUGUAAAGUUACCUUCCAUCCUGAUUUUG